AUGGCAUUCACAAACCCUUCCAAUUCCACUCAGGGUUUCCCUUACGGGCCGCGGGGGCCAAUUACUUCUGCUCCUGUCUUCGGCGUGAACUCUUCCAGUUCUUCUCAGGGCUUCCCUCACGGGACGCUGGGGCCAAGUACUUCUGGCCCUGUCUUGUUGAACUCUUCGAGCAACGCCUUCAACCACUCGACUCCCACCCCGGGGCUGAACCUUUCGGACGCCCACUUCACUCCGCCGUUUCCUGGCAAUAUGCCUCAUCCGAAGCACACACCGCCCUUCAGCGUAGCUCCCAACGGAAUCUACGAAUACUUUCUCGAGGUCGGCCGGAAGUUAGUCCAGUCCAUCGCUAUUUGUAUCGCUAUGGUCAUCGGUAGCUCCAUCCUCAACGUGGUAAUGUUCACGCUUUGUGGUGUCACCAAUGCUUCUGCCGAGCUUCAUCUCAUCAGUGCUCUGGCCUCGAUGUUAUGCUACUGGCUGACCUCGUACGAAGUCCCGGGUGCAUUGGUUUGGUUCAUUUUCUUCUGGGGUUUGAUCGCCAUCUUUGUGAAGCAGGGCAUUAUCCGCUCUCCCAACCCUACCCAGCAGCCGACACCACCCGCCUCCCCUACCGACCGAGACGCAGUCACGGCGGAGUUGAGGGCCAAGGUUCGCGCCAUGGUCUUCAAUGACGACAACAUCACGAUGACGGUUAUGACUCACCUUGAUCGGUCCGUUGGCUCCAACGUCCAGGCGCUUCAGCGUCUCGCAACAGAUCACUAG
Molecule: messenger RNA, 759 nt
Organism: Anthostomella pinea
Lineage: Eukaryota; Fungi; Ascomycota; Sordariomycetes; Xylariales; Xylariaceae
Source: the annotation of a GenBank genome assembly